GAAACACUAGUCAAACGUCAAAACCAAUAUCACAAAAUUUUCAGUAGUGCGAAUUGUAAUAUCAAAGUUAUCAAUAUAUUUAUGUAAAAUACUUAAUUAAAAUGCCGCUAAUACGUUCAGCCAACUUAAAUUUAUUUAUUGAGAUCAUCGUGCGGUUAAUAUUGAUGUCCGCCUUUUGUUAUAUGGAAACAAUGGAGCCGUUCACCCGUGUAAUUCAGAAAGCUGAACUGGAAUCGGACUUCAUGUACCCUCACAUGGAGUCAUACGUACCCGGGGGAGCACUCUGGGCUAUAGUUCUGUCGGUACCGUGCACAUUGUCACUCAUCGCUUGGGCUGGCUGCAAUGAUUGCAAUGAUGCGUUCGAGAUUUUAUUAUCAUGGUCUUUAGCGCUCGGAAUAAAUGGAGUCCUGACGGAUAUGAUGAAACUUAUUGUUGGGCGACCUCGACCCGAUUUCUACUACCGUUGUUUUCCGGACGGCGUUGAGACCAAGUACCUGCAAUGUACCGGAGAUGCUACUGAAAUUAUGGAGGGCAGAAAGUCGUUCCCUAGUGGGCAUAGCAGCUUAUCGUUCUGUUCGCUCGGCAUGGCAUCGGCGUGGCUCUGCGGUCGGUUAGGCGUGCUAUCUCGACGAAGAGGCAGCGGCCUGAGAGUCGUCACGUGUCUCCUACCUCUCAUGGUGGCUGGCUGUGUCGCUCUGUCCAGGAGUUGUGAUUAUCAUCAUCAUUGGCAAGAUAUACUCGUGGGAUCUAUACUAGGGUUUACAGUAGCUAUAUUUUGCUACCGACAGUAUUACAAUCCCCUAUCCUCUGACUUAGCAGGUAUCCCUUACAUCGUUUCUUGCGUUAACUCAGCUAAAUAUGUCAAUGGAAAACCUGAUUCUCCCUCAAAAGACCCAAAAGAAGAAUCUCCAUUACUCAACAGCAAAAAAGAUGAUAAAUGGAUAUAAAUAUUAGGUAAUAUUGUUAGUUACGGGUUUAAAUCUUAAAGUACGUAAGUACUGUUUUUUUAAGCCGGCCUUAUACUUGUAAGUUGUACUCGCGUAAGCGACUUACUGUUAAAUUAUAAAUGCUACUACACAUUUAUAAAACGCUGAUUAAACGAAUCGCCAAUUCUAAUCCGAAUCGGUCCUAAUGUUAUAUACUUUGUAUUUCUGUUAAAGCCUGCUAUUAUCAUUUCCAUUAUCAUUACAUCUAUUGUUUUCGCUCCUCUGUCCGUCCGUCCGUUCGUCUGUCACCAGGCUGUAUCUUAUGAACCGUGAUAGUAAGAGAGUUGCCAUUUUCACGUGUGAUGUCGUUGUGUUGCCGCUAUAACAACAAAUGCUAAAAACUAGAUAUUUAGGGGGGCUCCUAUACAACAAACGUGAUUUUUUGCUCAUUUUAAAUAAUGGUAUGGAACCCUUCGUGCGCGAGUCCGACUCGCACUUGGCCGGUUUUCUUUAUUACCGGUCUAUAUUUGACUAGCUUCCGCCCGCGGACUAACUAUGUACCAAAUUUUAUUAAAAUCAUUUCAGUGGUUUAGUCGUGAAAGCGUAACAGACAUACAGACAGAGUUACUUUCGCAUUUAUAGUAGGGAUUAUACGUAUUUUCGAUUAUCCUAAUCGCCCUCAGUUCAUUAAUUUGGAUAAUUAAUCGGCAUUCUACUAUAAAACACUCCGUAAUAGCUUACAAAAAUCUCUCAGAACAACUUACAACUUACAUAAGUUGCUAGCGUGACUUACAAGUGUAAUGUCGGUUAAGUUAAAUAUAUUUUUGAAUCUUAAAUCUUGAUUUUGUGUUUUUUUUUUCAUAGAAGACAAGAUUUAUAGCGCUGAUUUCUCUUUCUAUUAUUUUAAAUUGCACUUGAAAGAGAAAAAUAUUUAUUUGGCAUAGACUCCACCAAAUUGGACCGGAGGAGUUUUUAAGCAACCAAUAGAAUUUCGUUAUUGUAACACCAACAAGGUGGACAGACAACCUUAUAAAGGUCGCCGUCGACGCUGGAUGCAGGUCGCCUCCAACAGGUAUCUGUGGAGAUCUAAGGGGGAGGCCUAUGUUCAGCAGUGGACGUCCGCCGGCUGAGAUGAUGAUGAUGAUUGUAACACUCCACCCACUCAGUAGUAUAGAAGUUAGCGAAGGAAUUCUUAUGGUUGUUCAAAAACUAAACCGCUCUAUUUUAAAAGAUAUUUGUAUCAAAAGAAAUUUCUAGGUUUUUUAUAUAUUUUUUUGGAUUUAUGACGCCAGAAUUACGCGUAAUAUUUUUGAAAAAUAAAUCUCAAAAAUUAUUUGAAGUCUCUAAAAUGGAUCAUUAAUUCUUAAUUCAUGUGUUUAAGCCAAAUGGUUAAAAUAGCCAUUCAAUAAAAUGGCUAAAAGUUCAAUUGUUGUAGUGUUAAACGUUUUGAGCAUCUCUAUUACGGGUAGUCAGAAGCCAGUAAGUCUGACACCAGUCUAACCAAGGGGUAUCGGGUUGCCCGGGUAACUGGGUUGAGGGGGUCAGAUAGGGCAGUCGCUCCUUUUAAAGCACUGGUACUCAGCAGAAUCCGGUUAGACUGGAAGCCGACCCCAACAUAGUUGGGAAAAGGCUCGGAGGAUGAUGAUGACAUAAGUGAUUGAAUGACGUUGUUUAGUAAAAGGGCUAGCUUUUUAACUGAACGGCUAUUUUUAACCAGUUGGCUGCUUGUUUUAUAGAAAUGUGGAGGUUAAAUAAGUACUUAGUAUUUUUUCGCAUUCCAAUAAAAUUCCUGUGUUUUAAAAGUACCCAUUUGGUACUAAAAGUACCUACUUAUUGUCUUAGAAGUACAUAAUAGUUUUUUUUAGAUAUAUUUAAAAUCUUAGGUCAAUUUUUAAUUCUAUACACAACAAAUAAUAGUGUUAGCAAGCACGGCUGUAGAACAGAAUUAAGUAGAUUCUAUUCCCGUGUCGGGUAAAAAACUUAUAGAGGACGACAACACAUCAGCCUACCUCAAUCUAUCAAAUUACUUUAAUCGAUUUUCAACCUUUCAGUUUUACCAAGGGGUAUUGGGUUGCCCGGGUAACUGGGUUGAAGAGGUCAGAUAGGGCAGUCGCUCCUUGUAAAGCACUGGUACUCAGCUGCAUCCUGUUAGACUGGAAGCCGACCCCAACAUAGUUGGGAAAAAGGCUCGGAGGAUGGAUGAGAUUUUCAACCUUAUCACAAUAGUGGAAGGUUAAUGUUCAAUUGGUAACAUUUGACAGAUUUGGGUAGGUUAACCUGCUGGCGUCUGUACAUAAUAAUGUACAGUCAACUUCAGGUCAGUGGUAACAGUUUUAUAGGAAAAUCGUACUUAUUACUAUCGAGUUAAGGUGCAUGACAGUUACCACUGAUGUGCAGUCUACCGUACUACUUACCUUUUUUCUGUAUCUAUGAUUGGAACCUAAAAAGAAACUUUUUCAUACAUUCUUCUUUUAUAUUGCAUUGUUUGUGAUAUUCAUUUAUUUAAAUAUAAUUAAGUCUCUAAGACCCAGUUGCACCAUUUAACUAUAACGAUAACCAAACCAUAACCAGCCGUAUACUUGCCGCGCAUUGCUCACAUCGGCGAUUUGACUACUGAAAAUGGUUCGGUUAUCGUUAUACUUAAACGGUGCAACUAUGUCUUAAUAGUUACCCAAUAACGAAAUAAUAUACUUUGUGUUCAAAUUGUUAAGUCAGUUUUUAAUAUUAUUUAAAAGUUCCUGAUUUGAUAGUCUAGCUAGGUUUUUUUUUAAAUAAUACCGAAUUAUUUUUUUAUUUUCAAAUUUUAAUUGUAAGUUUUGCUCGCGUAAGUGGCUUACGUUGACUUACUAUUUUACAAAUUAAAAUAUCUUCGUUAGUCGCCUAUUCCAGUGAGGCCUACCAGGGCCAAAGCCUGCCGGGGCUGCGGAAUUGUUCGCGCGAGUUACCGCGGCCCUGGUACAUAAAGGGAUUUUUUUAUGGGAAAUCAUCAAAUGAAUCCUCCUGCUUAUAGGUUAGCAGCGGUGAGGGAGUGUCAGACUCUUACUGACUAAACACCGUCGUGUUCCGUCGUAGGCCUUUUAUGUACCAGGGCCGCGCGAACAAUCCCGCAGCCCGUACAUAAAGGGCUUAAGAAGGAACAUGGUGGGUUUUAGUCAGUAAGAGUCUGACACUCCCUCACGCUGCACCCACAGCGGAAGGGGUCAUUUGAUGAUAUCCUAUUAGAAAAAAAGUCGCUUACCGUAUUUUUUUUGGACUUCUUACACUUACGAAAGUUACUAACUUAAUUUUUAUGGAAGCAACAAACAUUGUAAAGUCAGGUUAAAAUCAAUCGGUAAGUUAAUAAGACCGAUUUGCCAUAAAAAUGGAAAUUAAGUACAAACAAAAAACGAUUGUUUUAGGUACUUAAAAGUUUUUUUAUUUAGUUAAUUUUUACAUUUUAAUAUUAAUUAUUAGUUCAAUUAUAUUGUUUUUAUUUUAUUUUAGCGAAAUUGUUUAGAUUAAUCAUGUUGUAAUUUAUUAAAAAAUCUAUAUGUAUAUUUAGUUCAAUUUUUUUUCAAAUGGUUGCUUUUUUAUAUUAUUUCUAGCAUAAUAUUAGAUUUAGUUAAUAUUUAAAUAUUUUUGUUGUGUCAUACAUGAUUUUAAAUGUACAAAUUGUUGUGGUCUCAUUUGUUUUGAUAUUGUAUUAAAUUAGUUUUUGAUAUUGAAAAACUGUUUUCUGUAGACAGACUUGGCUCAAUUUACAUGCAAAUGGAAAGCCAAAACUGCAAGGGUCCGUUCAGACAGACCGGCUUGGAGAGCAUCGGCGCGCAUUUUUCUUUUCACACAGACCGGAAUCGGCUCCGAUCGGCUCCGUUCAGUUAAAAGAGCAUGCAAUCGGAGCCAAAUCUGCAAGCCCGAGAAAAAGUACCUACACGAUCGGAGCCGAUCGGCUCUUCUUAUUAUUUCACACCGAGCGCCUUCGAGCAUUCUUAAUGACAGAAGCAGUGCACAAGCAAAAAUAACCUUACUACAAAUACUGAGUAGGUACUCGAUUUUCAUAGUAUUAAGAAUUUACUCUCCGAGCCGGUCUGUCUGAACGGACCCUAAAUUUCUGAGUCCCGGCUGUCAUUUGAACUGAUAGAAAGCCCAAAACUUUUUUGGUCUUACUACAAAAACUUAAACAUGUGUCUUGUCUAAAUAAAUUGUGGCUGCAAAAUGGACCUUAUUUCAACGUCAAAAUCUGACAUUUUUUUAGACAAGUCUUAAACUAUCGUUUAAAAGUUUUUGAGGUAAGACGGUUUGUGUCUCGUAAUUUGUUUCAUGGACCAGUUUAUUAGUUUAUUUCAAAAAUGUUUUCUAUUCCAUUCCGGUGUUAAUUGAGCUUAAGCCUAAAUAUUUUCAAAAUGUAUUUUUUUUUUACUACAAAAUGUGCAUUCCAACUUCUUGUCCAAUAAAAUUAAAUAAAAAUGAUAUUAAAAUUGUGGAACUAUUUGUUUUUGCAUGACUAAGGGUUAAGUUCAGUUGUGGCGCGAACUCGAUAUAUUUAUAUUUGUUACCUAUUUUAAUGCUUAUUAUUGUUGUGUGAUUAAUAAUUAAUUUUAUAUUGUGAUAAUUAUUUAGAUUUAAGACAAAUAUAUCAUUCAAUGAUAAAAAAUCUUUUUCGAUUUGAAAUUUUUCAAACUAUUAAUGUAAUUAUCUUCUGUUCUAUUCAAAUACACAAUUUUGGAGGCACAUGUACAUAAUUUUGAACUGUCCUCAUAAACAUAGAUUUAGAGAUGUCCAAAAUAUCAUAUUAUUUAUUUAAAUUAAUAUAUUAUUGAUGUGAAAAUGUUAAUAUUUUGACGAAAUUCCUAUAAAAAUAAACAUUCUGAAUAA
Molecule: messenger RNA, 5780 nt
Organism: Helicoverpa armigera (cotton bollworm)
Lineage: Eukaryota; Metazoa; Arthropoda; Insecta; Lepidoptera; Noctuidae
Product: phospholipid phosphatase 5
Exons: 6
Coding region: 102-947 (281 amino acids)
Biological process (GO): phospholipid metabolic process; phospholipid dephosphorylation
Molecular function (GO): phosphatidate phosphatase activity
Source: RefSeq, a predicted model, not a curated record